This is a messenger RNA of Leptidea sinapis, 2247 nucleotides long. RefSeq lists its product as uncharacterized. NCBI's taxonomy places the organism in Eukaryota, Metazoa, Arthropoda, Insecta, Lepidoptera, Pieridae. The record is from RefSeq and is a predicted model, not a curated record. The transcript has 5 exons. Bases 148 to 759 code for a protein of 203 amino acids.
GGACUGUGUUCCCAGAAUUAUUUAAUGCGGGCCCAGGAUUCCAGUGUCAAGUGAUUCAUUAUUCAGUUGCUGUCCAAAAUUGUGAGUGAAGACAGUGAGUGUUGUCUUACUUGUGCUUGAAUUAAUAAUAAAAUAUCAUUUGGAAAAAUGAAGGUGUUCGCGAUCCUGACUGCCACGUUAUUGUUCUCCAUCGCCGCAAGCGCACCUCAAAUGUCAGAUCUCCAGUUAGAGAGGACCCUAGCUGAUCGGAGCUCGAUGCAAAGACACAUAAGAUGCGCUUUAGGGGAAGGACCGUGUGAUGCCGUCGGAAAACGUCUUAGAACUUUAGCGCCGCUAGUCUUACGAGGCGCUUGUCCUCAAUGUUCAGCGCAAGAAACAAAACAGAUUCGUCGCACUCUGGCCUUCGUUCAGAGAAACUAUCCAUGGGAAUGGAGUAAGAUUAUCGUUCGAGUUAUAUUUAUCUGCGUCGUAGCAACAUCCUGUCUCGCUGAAACAAUAAGACCUCAAGUCUCCGACACCGCGUUGGACGAUGCUCUCAACGACAAGAGAUUCAUACAAAGACAAUUGAAAUGUGCCCUUGGUGAAGCACCAUGUGAUCCUGUUGGGAAAAGACUCAAAACAUUAGCGCCACUAGUUCUGCGUGGUGCCUGCCCACAGUGCACUCCUCAAGAAACAAAACAGAUCCAAAGAACGCUAUCAUAUGUACAGAGAAAUUUCCCACAACAAUGGGCAAAAAUUGUCAAGCAAUAUGCUGGUUAAAAACCAUAUAUUAUAUACAAAUACAUAUAUCAAUAAGAUAAUAGAAAUAAGAUUAUGAAUUAUUAUGUUAAAGUGAUUUUGAUCCGCAAAUAAUUUUGUACCUAGUCGUAAGACAAAACGACAACGAAAAAAAUCAAGAAUUGCUAUAGAUUAUUUAUAUAUUACACAUUGGAAUUCACACUGAAAGAAGACUCAUUUGAAUAAUUUUUGAUUUCCGCAAAAUAACGCCUAAUUCAAUAAAUUUUCUAUUAUUAUUAUUAACAAUAAUGUUUAUUUAAAAUUACAUAAUUAAACUUUAGAUUCUAGUGUAAUUCUUGUAUAAAGAUUAAUGAAUACUUCCAGUUUUUUUUAUAAGAUACUAGCUGACCCGACAGACGUUCUGUAUAUAAAAUUAAGUUUAUUUUUUACCUCCUGAGAAAGAUAGAAAGGUAUAAAUUCUAGUAAGUUAUUCAUUUUAAACUAUUAUUUCAAUUUGAUUUCUGAACGACGUGGGACACAUCAAAUGAAAAACAAUAUUGUUAUUUUUAUUUAAUUCCGUGCAUUUUCAUAUUUUUUCAGCUUUUAAACCUUCUCUGGACUUCCACGAAUAAUUCAAGACCAAAAUUAGCCAAAUCGGUCUAGCCGUUCUCGAGUUUUAGCGAGACUAACGAACAGCAAUUCAUUUUUAUAUAUAUAGAUAGAUUAUAUUAUUGAUAUAUAUAUAUAUAUAUAUAUAUGAAACAUCUGAAGUUUACUACAAUAGAGAGUAGUAUAGUCUUUGCUACCUACGCUUGUACACGGAAUAUAACAAUAAUAAUUUAUAACCAAUUACGUUCUUUAUAAUACGCCUUUAUUAUACGCCUUCUUUAUAAAAAGCCUGGGGAGCGCUAGGUGGUGCGAUAGAAAGAGACGACAUGCGGCAAUCGACUUCAAACCAAAUCCAUAAUAUGAAGCCGUUUUUUAAUCCAGUAAGCUAGUGCUUGCCACUUUAAUAUCGAUAAAUAAAAAAGUGUGAAUAUAAGAAAUAAUGAAACGUGCUGUUGGGUUAAAUUAAUAUAGCUCUUGAUCCGGGAGCCCACUUCAUACAAAAUUGACAUAAAUCUGCCGAUGUAUCUUGACGUGAAAGGACAGACAAGUAUACUAUAACAUUCUGUAAUAUUAAGAUUGUAUGUAUAGAUUAUAGGGAUAAAGUCUUUAUUUACUUGUGUAACUGGAGAUAUGUAAUAUAUUCUUUUUUUAAUAUUAUGUUUGGUCUACGUUACGCUCAACAGUUUAUUUUGGUGUACCUAUGUGAAGAAUGCAAUAAGUAGGUACCAAAUAUUACUCACCGGUUUGCGUGUCUACUCGAAGAAUCGGACUGAGACAGACGAAUUAGCCCACAACAAUGUCGGACAGCAAUACAAUAUAAAUAGAUUAAAUAAAUAUGAAGCGAUCACAAUGUCAUAUAUUUUUAUUAUAAUAUUAUUUCUUGAAAUCUGUAGCUGACUGUUAAUAAAUUUUCUACUUUUA